Messenger RNA from Pseudoliparis swirei, 1929 nucleotides. RefSeq names its product sialoadhesin. Lineage: Eukaryota; Metazoa; Chordata; Actinopteri; Perciformes; Liparidae. The record is from RefSeq and is a predicted model, not a curated record. The coding region runs from base 1 to 1929 and encodes 642 amino acids. The transcript is spliced from 17 exons.
AUGUUGGCAGGUGCGUUGGUUCUGGGCAUCGUCCUCACAGCUUUACCAGGUAUCCAGAGCGGGUGGAGCGCCUCAUUUUCCAGGAGGGAGAUCUGUGUGUGGGCGGGAACCACCGUCACGCUGCCCUGUCGCUAUGACUACCCGUCAGGUCACACGGUGACGCGGGUCAUGUGGUUCCGAGUGUCCGCAGAAGGCCGCAGGGCGUUCGCUCACCACACCGACCCCAACGAGAUCAGCCUGUCGUACCGCGGACGCACCCGCUACAUCGGAGGGAGCUACUCCAGCUGCUCGGUCCAGAUCCGGCAGGUCGGGCUGAGCGACGCCGGCCAGUACCACUUCCGCUUUGAGACGGACCAACCGCUGGGGAGGUGGACCUCCCCGAGCACCAUCGCUCUCGAUGUCACAGACCUGCAGGUCCAGGUCCAGCCGGCCCGGCCCGCCCACAUGAUGGUCUCCGGGGAGACGGUGUUCGUGGGCUGCCGGGCCCGCGGCUGUGCGGCCCCCGGGAGGAGCCUGGCCCUCUACAGGAGCGGUCAGAACCUCGGCUCCUUCGACACGUGGAUGACCAUCGCCGGCUUCGCCGAGCGGCACACCGGAGCCUACGCCUGCCGACCCGUCCCGCCGCAGAACGUGCAGUCGCCCGCCGUCUGGCUGGCUCUGGGCCACGGUCCCAGCUCCACCUCCAUAGCAGUCUCCCCCGUGGGGGAGGUUUCAGAGGGCGGGUCGGUCACUCUGACCUGCAGGAGUGACGCCGCUCCGCCCGUGGAGAGCUUUGUGUGGUUCAAAGACAUGGCGAGCGACAGCAUCCCGGACAGCUUCAGGCCUCAGCUCCGUCUGUCUCACCUCAAGUACACCGACAGAGGAGAAUACUUCUGUGUCGCCCGCAACGCUCUGGGCACCGAGCGCUCGCGACCUCUGCUGCUCAAUGUCACGUACUCCCCGAAGAACACGCGUGUGCUGCUGAUGCCUCCGGCCGACAUCAGGGAGGGCUCCUCCGUGACCAUGAGCUGUGAGAGCCGCGCCCACCCGCCGGCCAGCAGGUAUGCUUGGUACCGUAUCCUAGGCGACCAGGUGUUGUCUAGAGGAACCUCCCCCUCCGUGGCGUUCCCCUCGGUCCGCGCUCACCACGCCGGUCAGUACUUCUGUGAGGCCGGGAACCGCUUCGGGUCGCAGCGCUCGCCCACCGCCACGCUCACCAUCCUCUACCCUCCUAAGAACACGUCCCUCCUGGCCCGUCCCUCCAGUGUGGUGGAUGCCGGCCGACCUUUGACCUUGACCUGCAGCAGCCAGGCCAACCCGGCCGUGGACAACUUCACGUGGCACCGCCUGCCGCUGGACGGCGGCUCGGUCCAAUCGUGGGGCGGCAAGGCCCGCCCCGUCUUCACCUUCCUGGAGGUCGGCCCCGGAGAGAGCGGCCAGUACUACUGCGAGGCCCGGAACCGGAUCGGCGCCCACAGCUCGCCGGUGCUGACCGUACGCGUCAGAGGUCGUCUGAAGGUCAUCGCCUUGGCGUCGGCGGUCGGGGUGUCUGCGGGUCUCAUCACUCUCACUGUGGCCAUCAUGAUCAGUAAGAACAUGCACAAAGUGGACACGGAGGCAGCAGACAACAAGCGCCCCUCAGUGGAUGAUGACACCUUGUUCUUUGAGUCGACCCAACAGAACUUUCCAGUGAGAAUGAUGUCCGACAUCCCGGAGGAGCCAGAGGACUUGAGUGACAGCGCCCACCCUGCCAUUGUUCCUCUGAAGGAUGCUCCACCAAUCACAGCAGUUGAAACUCAUAGCCCCGCCUCCAACUACUUGGCUGUCCACAACUCCAAGUUGUCCAGCGUGGACCAGGUGCAGGUCCACAACCUGCCGCUAGGUGGUGACAGAAACCCGACGGACUCCUCCGGAGUUGUCUACACGUUACUGCAGCAGCCUCGCCUCUGA